AUGCAUUUCACCCCCUCGGUUGCAGCCUUAUGCAUCGGGGCCUUGUCAAACUUUGCCCAUGCUACCUCAUCCAAGAAUUGUUGCACAGCUUUGGAAGCUACUGCCCUGAAGAGCCAGGUAGCCUAUCCCAACAGCGCUGCUUACAAGGAAUCGAUCGGCUCGUACUGGGCUGAGAAUGUUCAGCUGGAGCCAACCUGUGUUUUGCAGCCACGGACUGCCAAAGAGGUUUCUCUCGCUGUUUCCACACUCGUUGCUGCUGAUGGUGGGUCUUGCAAAUUCGCUGUUCGCGGAGGUGGCCACACUACUUGGGCGGGAGCGAGCAAUAUCGCUGAUGGUGUGACAAUUGAUCUGUCAUUGAUGGACACCACCACUUAUAACGAAAAAGCUGGCAUUGCGUCUAUUCUUCCUGGAGCUCGCUGGGGAAGCGUCUACAAGACUCUGGCGAGGUACGACGUGACAGUGCCCGGUGGCCGCUCUGGUGUUGUAGGUGUUGCCGGAUUUUUGCUCGGUGGUGGCAAUACCUUCCACACUUCGCGUGUUGGAUUUGCUUGUGACAACGUCGAGAACUACGAGGUUGUUUUGGCUAAUGGAACCAUCAUUGAAGCUAACAGGGAUUCCCACACGGAUCUCUUCAAGGCUCUGAAGGGUGGAUCCGGUAACUUCGGCAUUGUCACCAAGUAUGACAUGAAGGUCAUCGAAGGCGACAAACUUUGGGGUGGUCUUGUCACAUACGACAACAGUACUAGCUUGAAGCAUCUUGAGGCUGGUCACGAGUUCAUCAAUAACCUAGAAAAAGACCACGACGCUUCUUGGAUUGGUAUGUGGGAGUACAUAUCUGUGACCGACCAGAAUAUGAUUGCCAAUGCCCUGGACAGCACGAUGCGUCUGACCAACCUUUGGAACCUUACUGAGGAGAUAACCCAGGCAUCUGGAUACCGCGACGUUUUCGUCACUGCUACAUUUGUGAACAACCUCGAUGUGAUGAAAAAAACCGUCGACAUUCACAACAGAAUGAUUGAGGAGGCCAGAGGAAGCACCAAGGGCGAUGACUAUACCAUGUUUACUAUGAUUCAGCCUUGGCCCAAACUUUUCACCGACCACAGCAUUGAGAAAGGUGGCAAUAUGCUGGGCCUUGAUCGUUUUGAUGAGAACUUGUUCCAGGUUUUGAUUGACUACUCAUGGAAGGAUGAGGCCGACGAUGCCUUGUUCAACAGACUGGCCAAUGGCGCUCUCGAAGAGUUGGUCAAUUACUCCAAGUCAAUUGGAGCCGACAAUGAGUUCAUUUACCUGAAUUACGCGAACAACAACCAAGAUCCUCUGUCAUCCUACGGCCCCAAGAAUGUGGAGUACAUUCGGACUAUUGCCAAGAAGUACGACCAGACCGGUGUUUUCCAAACCCAGGUGCCUGGCGGGUUCAAGAUCAGCGCUGUGGGUCACUGA
Messenger RNA from Penicillium coprophilum, 1440 nucleotides. RefSeq names its product FAD-binding oxidoreductase. The record is from RefSeq and is a predicted model, not a curated record. NCBI's taxonomy places the organism in Eukaryota, Fungi, Ascomycota, Eurotiomycetes, Eurotiales, Aspergillaceae. Bases 1 to 1440 code for a protein of 479 amino acids. Gene Ontology annotation, molecular function: FAD binding. The transcript is spliced from 6 exons.